GCCGUUCUCUUUCCAUAAACCCUUCCUUCAUAACUACUACACUGAGAAGUGAGAAUACAGACUCCCAAACAAAUACAAGCUAUUUACCGAUCUUAUUGCUAUCAAUGGCAUCUCAGGUGAUAAGAGAAUGGGUUGGAUUUCAGCAGUUUCCUUCAGCCACUCAAUCGAAGUUAAUUGAAUUGAUACGGAAAUUGAAGCAGGAGAGUGUAAGUACAUUGACAAUCCUAGUAAUGGGGAAAGGUGGUGUCGGAAAAUCUUCAACUGUUAACUCAAUUUUAGGGGAAAGAGCAGUUGCUGUCAGUGCGUUUCAGUCAGAAACUCCAAGACCAGUGAUGGUGUCACGUUCAUGGGCAGAAUUUACAUUGAACAUUAUCGACACCCCCGGGCUGGUUGAAGGAGGAUAUGUCAAUGACCAGGCUCUUGAUCUCAUAAAGAGGUUCCUCCUGAACAAGACAAUUGAUGUUUUGCUCUAUGUGGAUCGUCUUGAUACAUAUAGAGUGGACAAUUUGGAUAGGCAGAUUGUGAAGGCCAUAACAGAUAGUUUUGGCAAGGAAAUAUGGCAUAGAGGACUUGUGGUCCUCACACAUGCUCAGGUCUCCCCUCCUGAUGGAUUGAGUUAUGACGAGUUCACUUCAAGAAGAUCAGAGGCGCUUUUGAAAAUUGUCCGCCUGGGAGCUCGAAUUAGGAAACAAGAGGUUAAGGCUUCUUCAGUUCCUAUUGUUUGCGUUGAGAACAGUGGGAGAUGUAACAAGAAUGAACUUGACGAAAAGAUUCUACCGAAUGGAACUGCUUGGAUACCCAAUUUACUCCAAACUAUUACUGAAGUUGUCGUAAGUGAAAGCAAGGGUAUCUUGGUUGAUCAAAAAUUGAUCGAAGGACCAAAUCCUAACAACAAGGGCAAACUGCUGAUUCCUCUUAUCGCAGCAUUCCAGUAUUUCUUUGUUGUGAAAAGGAUCCAGAAGUGGAUCAAGAACGAUAUUGCAAGAGAGAGCAGACCUUCAUGGGCAUAAGCAAACCCAUCGGGAUGAGCCUCGUUACCAACUAACUCAAUUUCCCUUCUGGUU
This is a messenger RNA of Solanum verrucosum, 1064 nucleotides long. RefSeq names its product translocase of chloroplast 34, chloroplastic-like. Gene Ontology annotation, cellular component: chloroplast outer membrane. The coding region runs from base 105 to 1010 and encodes 301 amino acids. Gene Ontology annotation, molecular function: protein-transporting ATPase activity; GTP binding. Lineage: Eukaryota; Viridiplantae; Streptophyta; Magnoliopsida; Solanales; Solanaceae. The transcript is spliced from 8 exons. The record is from RefSeq and is a predicted model, not a curated record. Gene Ontology annotation, biological process: intracellular protein transport.